AUGCCUGGUUUCGACUUCUCCAACCAUACUCGCAAUGCUGCGUUACACGCCAGAGGUGUUCCAUUGCCAAAAGCUACAAGCACCGGAACUACGAUCGUAGGAUGUAUCUUUGAUGGAGGUGUAGUUAUCGCAGCAGAUACCAGAGCUACCAGCGGACCCAUAGUAGCAGACAAGAAUUGCGAGAAACUCCAUUACAUUGCCCCUCAAAUCUGGUGUGCAGGUGCAGGUACAGCUGCCGAUACCGAAUUCACAACUGCCCUCAUCUCUUCACAACUCGAGCUCCACUCGUUAUCAACAGGUCGCAAACCUCGAGUCGUCACUUGCAUGACUAUGCUUAAACAACACUUGUUCAGACACCAAGGACACAUUGGAGCAUAUCUUGUAGUGGCAGGUGUCGAUCCUACAGGUGUUGGAUUGUUCACAGUACAUGCGCACGGAAGUACAGACAAGUUGCCAUAUGUUACCAUGGGAAGUGGUUCACUUGCUGCGAUGUCUGUGUUUGAGACACAAUGGAAAUCCAAGAUGACAGAAGAUGAGGCUGUCCAGUUGGCAUCAAAUGCUAUUCAAGCUGGUAUCUUUAACGAUUUGGGUUCCGGAUCGAACGUGGAUGUGGCAAUUAUCACAAAAGAUAAGACAACAUUGAAGAGAGGUUUCGUCAAGCCAAAUGAGAGAAGCAAGAAGCAAAAGAGUUAUGUUUUCCCUAGAGGAACAACGGCUGUUCUCAACGAAAAGAUCAUUACGAGGGAGGAGAUCAGUAAAUAUGUUACAGUACAUGAGGUUGAAGGCGAGGCUGCGCUAGGGGAGAAAAUGGACAUUGAUGCUUGA
Messenger RNA from Botrytis porri, 825 nucleotides. RefSeq lists its product as uncharacterized. Gene Ontology annotation, cellular component: proteasome core complex. The transcript is spliced from 3 exons. The coding region runs from base 1 to 825 and encodes 274 amino acids. The record is from RefSeq and is a predicted model, not a curated record. Gene Ontology annotation, molecular function: threonine-type endopeptidase activity. Lineage: Eukaryota; Fungi; Ascomycota; Leotiomycetes; Helotiales; Sclerotiniaceae.